Molecule: messenger RNA, 3966 nt
Organism: Danio aesculapii
Lineage: Eukaryota; Metazoa; Chordata; Actinopteri; Cypriniformes; Danionidae
Product: keratinocyte-associated protein 3
Exons: 6
Coding region: 80-766 (228 amino acids)
Source: RefSeq, a predicted model, not a curated record
AGCAUGAAGGGAGGAAACUGUCUGCGUAUGAUCUCCAAGUUUUUCCUUCCUAACAGAGGUUAAACACACGGAGAAAGAUAUGUGUGAUUUUGAUAAGCAGAAAGGCCCUGGGCGGCUGAUGAAGAAAGGACUGACCCUCAUCGUCAUUGGUCAUGUUAACUUUAUUCUCAGUGCAAUUGUCCAUGGCAGUGUAUUACGUCACGUAUCCAAACCUAGCAAUGAGAUCUCAACAGAAUACACCGUAUCAAACAUCAUCUCCGUCUCAUCAGGACUGUUGAGCAUUGGAAGUGGAAUUGUUGCCAUAUUGGUGUCAAGGAAUAUUGCCAAUUGGAAACUACACAUCGGUCUGUUAGUAAGUUCCUUUCUGAACGCUCUGCUCACACUGGCGUGUUUACUGGGGCUGAUUCUGGCCAUCAGUUUGACCAUUUCAGGAGACGGGUCAGCACUCAUGAAAGGAUGUAAUUCCACAAAUAUGCCUGUGAAUGCACGAUCUCCAGUCAUUGUCAACUGCCCUUUUGAUGCCACACGCAUCUAUGACACAACUCUUGCUCUGUGGUUCACCUGUGCUGCGUUCACUGCAGUGGAGGCCGGUCUGUCCGUUUGGUGCUUCAUUGUGGGUCUCCAGUUAAGAGGCAUCGGCCCAUGUGCGCAAAACUACAUCAGAGAGCAGCUGGAAGAGGAGGCACAGGCAUCCAGAUCAAAGAUGGAGGAAGACCACAUGACUCAAGGAGUGCGUCUCAUUGCACAUCACUCAGCCAGCGCUUAAAGAGAGAGACAUUCCUGAAGUUCAGGUGGAAUAUUUACAUGCUGUCUUUAAUGAUCCCUCUGUAGUGAAACACACCAUAAUGGUAGAUUUCACACGGAGCAACAUUUUGCAUUCGUGUUAUUUGAUAAUGUUGUUUUUGUAGGUGAUUUGAAGGUUUUGAUGCAGACGUUGGUCAAUUGAACCUAAACUUAAGGAACACAAGAUUUUUUGUACAUUUUACAAUACUCCGAGUGUUAAACAGUUGAGUUUUAUUAUUGUUGAGUCCAUUAAACUGAUCUCCUGGUGUGACGGGAGCACUUUUAGCUUAGCUUAGCAUAGAUCAUUGAAUCGAAUUAGACCAUUAGCAUCUCGCUCAAAUUUUAAAAAAGAAUGAGGGUACACUCAAAAAUGAUUUUUGCUGCUUGUUCAAACUACUUCUUUAAAAUGAGCCGAAUCUACACAAUUCUUGAGUUUCUUUAACUUAAUUGUUUUAUGUUCUAUCCACUGAAAUUUGUUAAAACGAUUAAGUUAACGUAAAUGAUUUAUGUUGGGACAACGUGAAGGAACUUUUUGAAACCCAGCAUUAUUAACAGUUUAUAUUUCCUAGCCAUAUCAGCCUAGAAAAUAGCAACUUUGGAUCAUUUUGUCAGAUUUAGUAAGCAAUGUAACGACAGCAGAGUCAAGCUUUAAAUAUUUAAAUUAUCAACUCUUUUUUUUUUUUUUAACUAAACUAGUGUCAGCAGAGAUGUUUUUAAUGUUAGAAAGACUGCUUUGUCGCUAAGUGUUGCCAUGACCUUUUAUUAUAUGUACUGAGAGGAUAAAAUUGAGUCCUUUUUGAAAUUUGAGCGAGAUGCUAAUGGUCUAAUCCAAUUCCAUUAUCUAUGCUAAGCUAAAAUUGCUCUUAGAUCAGAAACUUGUAAAAUUAGCCUAUUUCCAAAAAAAGGUUGUGUGUUUUUUUAAAUAAGUUGAGUUUUCGAAUUAAAUAUUUUCCGUCUACUUGUAUAGAUUGUAAUUAAUCCCAAAACAACAUAGACUGUAUUGAUUAUGUAAUCUUUUUUAUGUACUUAUGAAUUAUCUAAUAUUUUUUGACUAAACCAUUGUCAGCAGAGAUGUUUUUUUUAUGUUGAAUGGCUGCUUUGUUUCCAAGUGUUGCCAUGUCAUUUUAUAAUAAGCAGUGAGAGUAUAAAAUUAUCGAAUCCAUUUUGAAAUUGAGUGAGAUGCUAAUAGUCUAAUCAGAUUCACUGAUCUAUGCUAAGCUAAAAGUGCUUGAAGAUCGGCUGAAUGGAUUCAAAAAUGUUUGUAAAAACUUGUAAGAUGAGCCUAUUUCUAAAAAAACUUUUUCCUUUAAGUUUUUGAACCAAAUCUUUUCCGUCUACUUGUAUAGAUUGUAAUUAAUCCCAAAACAACAUAGACUGUAUUGAUUUAUAUGUAGUAAUGGAUUAUCUAAUAUUUUUGACUAAACCAUUGUCAGCAGACUUUUUUUUUUAAAGUUAGAAUGGCUGCUUUGUUCCCAAGUGUUGCCCUGUUCUUUUAUUAUAAGCGAUGAGAGUAUAAAAUUAUACUCUAAUCCUUUUUGAAAUUGAGUGAGAUGCUAAUGGUCUAAUCCAAUUUUAUGAUCUAUGCUAAGCUAAGCUAAAAGUGCUCAGGGAUUGGCUGAAUGGAUUUAAAAAUGGUAAAACUCAACUGUUUAACUUGUAAGAUGAGCCUAUUUCCAAAAAAAAGUUGAGUGUUCUUUUUAUCAAGUUAAGUUUUUGAACCAAAUCUUUUCCAUUCACUUGUAUAGAUUGUAAUUAAUCCAAAAAAAAACAAAGACUGUAUUUAUUAUGUAGUUUUUUUUUAUUUAGUUACAAAUUAUCUAAUCAUUUUUUGACUAAACCAUUGUAAGCAAAAAAAAAUUUUAAUGUUAGAAUGGCUGUUUUGUGUUGCCAUGUCAAUUUAUAAUAAGCAGUGGGAGUAUAAAAUUAUCUAAUCCUUUUUGAAAUUGAGUGAGAUGCUAAUGGUCUAAUCCAAUUCAAUGCUCUAUGCUAAGCUAAGCUAAAUUGCCUGGAGAUUGGCUGAAUGGAUUCAAAAAUGUUUGUAAAGUGAGCCUUUAUCCCCCAAAAAUUUGAGUGUUCCUUUUAAAUAAGUUCAGUUUUUUUAAACCAAAUCUUUUCUGUCUACUUGUAUAGAUUGUAAUUAAUCCCAAAACAAACAACGCAGACACUGGGACUGCAUAAUAUUGGAAAAAUCUGACAUUGCAAUGUUUUGUUUUUCUGCGAUAUAUUGUCAUACAAAUACAGUUUGAGCAGAUGAUUUAAAGAGAUCUAUUUGGGAAGAAUUCAAUAUAAAUUGAUUAAUGAAAUAUAAAUAAAGGCUUCAUUGUAUAAAUAAUUCAAUUAAAAAUAUGUAAGUUACAAAUGGUACAAUUUCUUAAACCUGAAUACUUAAACUCUCUUGAUUGACAGUCGCAGGAUUUUGCUCCAUUAUGAUAAAAAUCUUCAAUGACUGUGGCUCCUGGUCAAAUAUAAUGCCAGUUUAACAUUUGCAGAUUCUGCGAAGUGAUUAUUGUGGAUGCACACAUUUUGAUAUCGAUGCUGUAAAGAUAUAUUGUGCAGCCCUGAUAGACGGUAUUCACUAUGUAGUUUUUUUUUACGUAGUUACAAAUAUGCUAGUUUUUGUUUACAUUGAAACUUGUGCAUAAUUUCAAAAUUAAGUUUUUUAAAGUGACCUUUUGUACGCUUUAAAAAAUUUUUAUUGUCAAUGUCAGAUAUGCUGAAUAACAUUGUAUUUUAGUUUGAAAGAAAGCAACUGUUUUGACUACUUAGUGCCAUAGAUUGAUCUUUGUAUUGGCAGUAGACAUUAUAAAUAUUUCAUUGGCAGUGUGUCAAAGUGCCGUGAGAGACGUUAAAAUGGCUCAAUGAUGCAGGGAAAAUCUCGCAUUGGCAGAUAAUCCAGCGUGAUUAAAGUAGUUAAUGCUGAGGGAUAGAGACAUGACUGGCAGUCAAAACAAAGAGAUUUCCCUCUUCAUGAUCCGUGGGAUUUCAUUUCAAAACAGUGUUUGUUUAGAGAGCUGUAAUUUUGCUUUUAAUUCCUGACGGAUUACAGAAAAGUCCCUCAUUCCAAUGCAGAAAACCGAACCUUUGAUGUCUACAUUUCACUUUAUUAAUUCUUUUUAUUCUAGCAUGUAUGUAGUUGUUAUCAGUGUGCAUUAUAUUUGAAUAAAUACAUAUUGAUAUGAAGAA